This is a messenger RNA of Lagopus muta (rock ptarmigan), 2976 nucleotides long. RefSeq names its product mitochondrial ribosomal protein L13 (gene MRPL13). The transcript has 7 exons. Gene Ontology annotation, molecular function: mRNA binding; structural constituent of ribosome. Gene Ontology annotation, cellular component: ribosome; mitochondrial large ribosomal subunit. The record is from RefSeq and is a predicted model, not a curated record. Lineage: Eukaryota; Metazoa; Chordata; Aves; Galliformes; Phasianidae. Gene Ontology annotation, biological process: translation; negative regulation of translation. Bases 104 to 643 code for a protein of 179 amino acids.
GAACGGCCCGCGCAGCCGCCCUCGCUCCGCCCCUCACAGCGCUGCGCUUCCGCUUCCCGGUGCGGGGCCGCGGGGCUCCGCUCCGCUUCCCGUUCCCCCGGCCAUGGCGAGCUACACCAAGGCGGCUCAGCAAUGGGCUACUUUUGCCAGAGCGUGGUACCUCCUCGAUGCGAAGAUGCAACCACCGGGAAAAAUAGCAGCCAUAACCGUAAGAAGGCUGGAAGGCAGGCAUAAGCCUAUUUACCACGCGCUCAAUGACUGCGGAGAUCAUGUUGUCAUAAUAAAUACAAGACAUAUUGCCUUUUCUGGUAACAAGUGGGAACAGAAAGUAUACUCCUCACAUACUGGUUAUCCUGGUGGUUUCAAACAGGUGACAGCAACUCAGCUCCAUUUGAAAGAUCCAACUGCAAUUGUCAAGCUGACUAUUUAUAGGAUGCUUCCCAAAAACCUUCUGAGAAGAACUUUGAUGCAGAGGUUGCACCUGUUCCCUGAAGAUGUUAUCCCAGAAGAUAUAGAGAAGAACCUUCUACAAGAGAUUCCUCAGCCACGCAUAGUCCCCAGGAGGUUAGAUGAGUACACACCAGAAGAAAUUGCUGCCUUUCCAAGGGUUUGGACUCCGCCUAAAGAUUUUCGAAUGAAGUAAUAGAAAGAAAAAUUGCUAUCAGGAAUGCCCGUCCUCCUUGGAAAAGAAUUCUUUCAUGGCAGAAGAACUCAUCUGUGCAUCUCGGUUAUCCCUUGAAUGCAGAAAGCUUCUGGCAGGUAUUAGCAAAUCUUAUUGCGAAAGAUUGUAAAAAUGGUUGUAUUUAAAGCAACUAAGGAUGGAUGUUACGUUACUCACGUGACCUGUACUCCAUGUUGUGUGUUAUCUGUUAAUUAAAUUCCUUUUAUUGCUAUUAUUAAACAAUGGCUACAGUUGUUUUUUUGAAUACUUAACCUGAGGGGAGCAGUACCUUGUUUGCUGAAAUGAGGUAUCUCACUGUAGAAGCUGCAAAACUUGACUUUCAUCUGGUAGGAGUAGUGAAUAGUUAUGGAUUGAAAAUAAGUGGCUUGAGGUGUUUAACCUUUAUCUGUCUAUCUCUGCAGAAGUCAUGUUGUGCAGUUUCUUGAAAGCUUCAUCUUGAACCCGGUUUGCACAUAUCACAAAACAUAAAUGGUGGGAUUUAGAUGCUUGCCUGUCUGUACAGGCCUUCAGUUUCCGUGUCUUUUUAGCUGCUUUGCCCGCUGCCAUGACUGAGGUGCUGGUGGGCAUCAUCUGGAGCCGGUUGGUGAGGAAAGUCUGUUUCCAACAUCCAUUUUGUUGAAGCAGUGUAGAGGAAGCAAAACAAUGCUUUAGGUAUGAUCUGAUUUUAUAUGCAUUUCUUCAGCCUUUCACUCAGGUUUAUCCCAUUCCUGCCCAUAGAACAUGCAAGGCUACACUUCCACAACAGUAAUGAAACUUAAUUCAAUCCUGAAAGCAUUCUUCAAAGGUUAAAAUAAACACGUUUUGUGCAAGAAUGCAGUACGUAAUUUGUAGGUAAGAUUUGGGUGACGCCAGCCAUACAUUCAUGUGCUGCAAACUUCACGGUCAGCAACUUACGUUUCUUAGGCUGUCUGGAAAAAUGCAAGACACUCCUGAUGGUACAGUGACCGAAUUCUGGAGAAAAUACUGAGCAGCUGCAUCUGUGUCUCAACUCUCUUUUGGCAAAUGCGUAAAGCCUGAGUAUUACUUUUAUAUGUCAUAGUAGCCAUCAAAAAGUUAGUUUUGCAUCUGUAACAAGUUGACAUGGAGCCAGUGCCAAAUGAUGCACUCUGGUUAGCAGCUAACGCCAUCAUUAAAAACAUAAAGCACAACUCGUAUAAUUAAAGCUUGUCCUUCAGGAUAUAAAUUAGAAAAUUGUAGUGGGAAUGCCUAACCAAGAAACACUCUUUGCUUAAUCCACUGCACGUAGCCUCCCAUACGCGGUGAUGGCGAGGAUGGUUGCGUGUGCACUGUGGGGCUCCUGUCCUGCAAUUUGGGGGGGCUUGGAGACAGGAUGGCUGCUGGGGAAGCACAGGGAAGAUGACGCCUGCCUUGCAGCACUGUAAAGUGGGGUUAAUCUGGUUAAAGGUAAAAGUCAGUAAGUUAUCUACCUUAUACUUUAAAUACAAGUCUGUAUUGGGAACUCACAUUUAUGGCAAUCUUAAUCACCCUUCUGCAAGAAAAGUGGUGAGAUUUAGGGCUGGGAAAAUCAGUGGGAAAACAGAAACAGCAUAGAAAGGAAUACAGCCACGUAGCAGGAAAUUGCCCUGGGAUAUACUCAGCCAUGGGUAUUAGUUGCAUGUGUAAAUUGUUUGUGUUAUUAAUGAGGCUGACUUCUGGGCCAGAGAACUUGAGAUUAAUACAGUAAAGGUAUGCAGCUGUCUCAUCACCGGUUUCUCUUCUUUGUCACAAGCUGAGAGAGCUUCUGGCAGUGGCCAGAAGCAAAAGCUGACACAUUUCCCUCCUGCGAUUAAAGAGGCCGAACUUUGUCAGGGGCAAGCAGGAACCUGGUCCUGGAACCCACAGGUCAGCCUGUCUAGGGCUCUGUAGGGCUGGAUUAACAGUACUUAAAAUCCAUGACUUCAUUUUAAGUGUAUGCACAUUUUUGACCUUCUGCUUUAAAACUUCCUUUGUUUCUUAGCCUCAGUAAUGUUCAAAGCUGUUUAUUGAAUCACUUUAGAAGUUGUCUGCUUUGUUUUAACCUCAUUAAUUGCUUUGUUAUUCUCAAGUGGUUGGGUUGUCGUUUUUUCUUUCCUUUCUCUCAUUUUUAGGUGAUCCAAGUGGCUUUUGCAACCAUUUCUUCCAGGCUUUUGACUUUGGCACAUUAAUAUCCAAAAUCUCACAUCCACAGAAGGGACAGCUUCCUUAUCUCAUAUUUCAUCUCCCCACUUCUUCAUACAUUGUAUAAAUAAGGCUAAAUAUUCUUUCAGCUGAGUGCCUGUAACCUUUACAAUGAAACCAUUGUACAAAAGUGCUGG